AUGUUGAAAGCAUCGAAGUGGGGCUUCGCCACCAGCCGCCAACAUCCACUGUUAAGGGUUGGGCGAAAAGGAGAAGGGGCAGUCUCCCCUUUUAGACCAUGUCCGCUGAGUCGUAGGCUAAUGGGUUGUCCGCCUUGGGCCUGGUCUGCUGGAGUUGGUGAAUGGACGAAAGCAAUAAGAAGAAGAGGGAAACAGAUAUCAAGAACUGGAGACCGUACUGGGUGGAGACAUGCCGGAGUAACGACGAUGUUCGUGUCCAACUUUCCAUUGGCGGCGAGAAAAGAUAUCCUAAAGAAAAUUUUCGCAAAGUUUGGAGAGGUGGUUGAUGUUUACAUGGCAACGAAGCCCCACUUUGAUGUUCCUUCGAAUGACAACCACACCCAGGAUUGUGUUGAACCGAACGAGGGUCUGGAUAAUGUAACUAUUGGGCACCUGGGUAACUUAGCUGGGUCCGGCUGUUUUGGGCCGUUUCCGAAUAAUUUGGGACCAACUGAAAUUUGGAUGGAUCAAAUGGAGGUUAAUUUCAAAGGUGCUCAAGACAAAAGGAGAUUACUGCAAUCUGACGAGGUUACCCCUCCUAUGUUCUCGAACCCUCAUUUAUCUCAGACUACAAUCGACCUUAAUAGAUCCCCGAGUCAAUGUGGGUUCCCCUGUCGGAGUCAGACGAAGAAUCCUCAUCAUCAUCCUCUAAAAUAA
Molecule: messenger RNA, 696 nt
Organism: Lactuca virosa
Lineage: Eukaryota; Viridiplantae; Streptophyta; Magnoliopsida; Asterales; Asteraceae
Source: the annotation of a GenBank genome assembly